Molecule: messenger RNA, 2409 nt
Organism: Dichotomopilus funicola
Lineage: Eukaryota; Fungi; Ascomycota; Sordariomycetes; Sordariales; Chaetomiaceae
Exons: 3
Coding region: 1-2409 (802 amino acids)
Source: RefSeq, a predicted model, not a curated record
AUGCGGCUUCGAGCGGCAAUUGCGGCGCUCACGGGCGCGUACUGGGUGGUGUUAGGCAACACGGUCCCUAAUCCUGACGAUGCCGUUGACUCGACUUGUCUCAGUGACAGUACGUCGUCCGAGGUAGCAACCACGACUACGCCUGAGACGAGCUGCUCGACUACAUCCCUUCAACAAAGCACGACCAGUACCUUAGCACACUCGACUGCCAAUUCUGCCUCUACUGCGAGCACAGGUACAAAGGCAUCGACGUCCCCGACGGUUGUCACCAUCACAAUCACCACCAGCCCUGCUAGCUCCGUGGACUUUACAUCCAGCAACCUCCCUGUUUCAAUCUCAAGCGACUCCUCAAUCCUAGAUUCUUCGCGUAGUCAGCCGGUUUCAACGUCUUCAUCCUGCACUGAGGACCUUUCAAAUCGAUCCCCUACCAGCGGUACGAGCGCGGAGAGCCUUGAAACGGGCCGAUCUCCUGCCGCCGUGACCGUCUCUCCAGACAUCAAUUCCGUGGAGAGCAUAACGGCAACUGACGGUUUCAUAAGCGGUACCACGAAGGUGUUGACGCUCGCAUACCCGGAUGGCUUGAGCCAUACGACUACGAAAUUCGUCACAAUCACCAUCCCAGAUAUAACCUGGAACCCCGCCCAAUUGUCGACCGAAGGUGGUCCUACCAUCACGACCGUCACGAUUCCAGCCGGCCCCACGGCCGCGGAGCCCAGCCCGUACGAAGUGACCUACACCCUAACGCCGGACGAUGUUUUUUCAGCAGCUUUCACGGGGACCGUCACUCUCACACCUUCAUCUCCAGUUUUAACCGUUGAUCAAGGCCAUCCUGCGGUGUCGAGCCCCGUGGAAACCGCCGUCACGAUGACUUACACCGCCUUUGUGUCGGGGAGCACACUCGUCACCACCGUCACUGAAUAUCCGCUGUUGGAGUCAGGCACACCGGUUGUUACGGUUUUGACACCACACCCCAUUAGUAACACGCUGGGUUCCAUCCCCAUCGUCCCACUCACAAUCACAUUGACAUCGUCGGUUGUGACAACACCCACACCCCGUGCAAGCAAUGCGCUGCCCGAAGCUUCUCACGAGGUCCCUAGCCUCGAGCCAAACCUUGGUGCCACCACUGUCACCGAAACGGCGGUUUCCACUGCAACGAUAUUCGAAACCGAGAGUUUUGACCUCACGCCAUCGUCACCCGCGCCAAGUUCCAGCACUGCGAUAACCAAUACCGAGGGCUCAGUGGUACAGGUCACUUACACAAUCCCCGGCCAAGCAGGAGGAGAUGCUUCCACGUAUACUGUCAGCUAUACAGCCCCUGCAUUUCCUACCCACCCUGCCGGGCAGGGAGGCAUCUCGGAUACAUCAGGGUCCGGGUUCGGCCAUGUAACAACACCCAGCAGUAGCAGCACCGAUGGCCCAGAUAGCUCGGAGACGCCCUAUACUGUGACAGUCACCCCGGUGGAUGUUUCCGGGUCGCACAACCCCGUGACAAUAACUUACACACUCCAUGCCACCACAUCCGAUACCAAUGUCGCCACGCCUAUCUCCACCGAUACUCAAACCGUGACUGGUGAGGCGAGCAGUACAGAAGAUUCGGGGUAUGGAGCCCCCACAAGCGCUCAAUCGUCCAUCGAUAACGGGGAUCCUUCAAGCGCCUCCACGGCAGACUCGUACGGCCCCCCUACCGUCCCAACACCAUCGGCACCUGAAGGAACCACGGGACAACCGUCUUUUAGCACACCAACUGAUGCCAGCACCACAAGUGACUCAGGCGGUUACCAAUACGGUAGUACUACUACGGGGGCUCCCACAUUGACCUGGAGCCAGGCCACAACUCCCUUGCUGUCUUCGCCAGCCGCAGCAACUGCCGUGGUUUCGAAGGUGACGCUCACGGAAACCGUCUCAUUAGGGCCCCACUCCAGCACGGUUCUGAGUUUCACCACAGAUGUUACUCUUGUCGCGGGCUCAAACUUCUUCGACUGGGUCGGCAUCAUCGGCAUCACUGACCCGACCGGGAACCAAUUCCACCAAAUGGUCGGCAACAUGGCCUGCCACCUCCGUACCACUUACGACGGGGUUUCAACCUUCUGCAAACUUGACGUCAACGGCUCAUCACACAUCUACACGAAGCCUUGGAACUUCUUUACUACUUACGACAGGAACCGGGAAUGCGCAUUCCUCUGUAGCCAGCCAGACUCCAAUCUUUACCAACUCCACUUCAUCGCGCACACCACGGCCCACAAUCUCGGCGGGCUUCCCUGGAACGGCACCGGUCAACUCGACGACGUCCUUCUGGGCCACAUCUCGUUCCAGCAGCCGGACACCGUCGGGGCCUCCUGGAACGACUCACUUAUCGUUCACCUCACUAUUUUCGACGACGUCGAUUUCACUCAGCAGACAUACCGGUAG